Messenger RNA from Kluyveromyces marxianus DMKU3-1042, 408 nucleotides. RefSeq names its product Rso55p (gene RSO55). Gene Ontology annotation, biological process: translational termination. NCBI's taxonomy places the organism in Eukaryota, Fungi, Ascomycota, Saccharomycetes, Saccharomycetales, Saccharomycetaceae. Gene Ontology annotation, cellular component: mitochondrion. The transcript has a single exon. The coding region runs from base 1 to 408 and encodes 135 amino acids. The record is from RefSeq and is a predicted model, not a curated record. Gene Ontology annotation, molecular function: translation release factor activity.
AUGCCUCCACGGCCCAAGUUCACUGCUGAAAUGGAAACAGAAAUAGAAGAGAAGUUCCUUCAUGGUGGGAGAGGCCCUGGUGGCCAGAAGAUUAACAAAUGCAACAGCAAAGUCCAACUCCGACACAUUCCUACAGGCAUAGUGGUCGAUUGCCAGGCCACGCGUUCCAGAGAGCAAAACAGAAAGAUUGCAAGAGAGAAACUGGCACUGCGCAUUGCACAAUGGCACAAUGGUGACCAGCCCAUCGAAAGAGAGCUCGCCAAGAUUCAAUGGGAGCAGCAGUCAAAGCGAGCCAAGGAACGGAAGGCCAAAAACAAGCACAAAGAGGCCCGGGAAAAGCGAGAGGAGGCUGCCAGACAACAACUGGAGCAAGAACGCGAAAUCCUCAGAUCCAUGCUCGGCAGCUGA